Molecule: messenger RNA, 2269 nt
Organism: Zea mays
Lineage: Eukaryota; Viridiplantae; Streptophyta; Magnoliopsida; Poales; Poaceae
Product: putative RING zinc finger domain superfamily protein
Exons: 6
Coding region: 594-1691 (365 amino acids)
Molecular function (GO): ubiquitin-protein transferase activity
Source: RefSeq, a predicted model, not a curated record
CCUCCGCUGCGACGAAGAGAAUCAUCAGGCAGAGCGGGGGUGGGGCGGGGCGCAGAUGGAUCUAGAGAGGUCACCGCCAGCGUCGUCGGCGGAGGCGCCCGGGGACGGCGGCGGGGGCGGGGCCGCGGCCUGCUCAAUCUGCCUGGAUGCGGUGCUCGCCCGCAGCGCUGGUCGCUCCGUCGCCAAGCUACAAUGCGGACACGAGUUCCACCUAGGUCGGAUCCCCCGCGCCGCUGCUGGGCUACGUUUUUUCGUCAUCCGGAUCUGCCUGUGAUGGCCGCCUUGGUCGGGUAGCGUGCGUCACCGGCGUAAUUUGCCGUAAAAGAGGCUGAAUUUGGCGUAGAAGAGGAAUUCUGAUGUGUCGUUUUCCAGGAUUUCAUAGCGUCGUCGACGUGGUUCAGACUUAAUAACGGAGAUGCUCUGACACAUGUUCGGAUGGUGAGCCUGAUGAUGCUGAUGCUGAUGGGAGUGAAAACUGCACGUGUAAGAGCAAGUAGUGCUGUUCCUGCAUAAUUGGAGCUCCAGGUUGACUUGCGAAUCCGAGGCUUGGAUUUAGCGAUUGUAUUGGGUCUGCAUUCAAUGCAAAAGGAGCGAUGCAAUGCCCUAACUGUCGGAAGAUUGAGAAAGGUCGCUGGCUUUAUGCAAGCGGACAUCGCGCCUCUGUUGAUAUUGAUAUGGGUGGCUGGGUGACCAGUGACAACUAUGAUAUCACCUCCGAGCUUCCUUUUGGAUUUCAAUGGUGCCCCUUUAGUGGAUUCACCCGGCUAGCAUCCAUGUUUGAGGAGCGUGAAGCUGAGCUUACUUAUCACACAACUGGAGAUCGCUCAAGUGCUGCAAGCAGUUCACUUGUUUGCCCAUAUCUUGCCCUGCGUGGUUUUCUGCAUCCUGUUCAUGUGCCUUCUACAUCUAAUCCUGGUGCUGAAAGCACUUCAUUUCGUCGGCAUGCAACUGGCUUGGAAGGCCAUGCCACUCUUGAUUUGAAUAAUGCUCAACUUUUCCAUGCGAUUGAGUCAAUAAAUCAUGACAGUGAGCACAGACAUUUGAGUAAUCUUCCUGUAUCAGGAAUUCCUGAGUAUUCUAUGACUCCAUUUGGUAUAGGACUACCAAGAUAUGACAGUGGCAGCCAACAGAGAUUCAGAUCAUAUGCACAUCAUCAUCCCCUAAUCCAUAGGCCAGCACCUCGCAGUGGGAGCAAUUUGGUGGCACCACCAUUGGGGUCGGUUCCAGCUGUGGUGGCGGCGGCGGAGACCGCAAGAGGCAGCCACAUGUACCAACGCUCGUCCGUGCAUGGCAGCCCGUUCCCUCCUACCACCACUAGAAGGGUGAGGCCGAGAGCCUUGACGAUCACAUCGUUCAUCGCAGCGACGUCCUCAGGUGAGAUCGGAGGCCCCCAUGGAUUCUCCGCUCCUGGAGCCGCCAUGAACAGGAGCGUCUCUGACGCUGAGGGCAUCUCUAGACCCAUUGACCGGCCGUACAAUGCAUGGGGCCGGGAGGGCUUCGCUCCGUUCCCCUGGAUCCCCGCUGAAGGCGAGUCUCACUGGUGGGGCACCUUCAACCCUGUGCAGAACCAUGCGCAUGGAGGCUUUAGCAGAAGGCCUGCUGGGGAGCGGAUGCCGCCGCAGAGCCAAAGCCACCCGGAGAACAGCUAUCAGGCUGUGCCGCCGUCACAGAGGAUGCCGCCGUUCUUGUGAUUCGACAAGGCUGUUCCUACGUCCGAUCGCUGUGUAUAAAAUGAAGUAUUCGGUUCGGGGCCUGAGAGAGCACAUUGAGCGAAGAUCGACUGCACUGCAGUCUCCAGCGUUGGGACCUGUGUGAUGUUUAUGCCGCUGGUAUUUCAGCGCUUUUCUUUUUCCCUCCGGUCCAGCAGCACUCUGGUUUCAUUGAGCGCUGUAGACUGUCUGUCCUAACUGAUGUUGUGUUGCGUUGAGGAGGACGAUUUGGAAACGUGAGCCGAAGCUGAACUGCAUCUCUGGUCUCCGGGACUAAAAAAUGCCGUUUGCUGCUAUGAAAGUUGUAUCGAUUUGCGACCGCAGGUCGCCUGCAAAUUUGUUAGAACAGGUGAAAUUUAGUGAACACAAAUGUUGGAGACCUGCGGCGUUUACAUUUUUUUUGUUGGUUACCGAGAUUGUAUUUAAAGGUCGUGAUGCGCCAUCAAGCGAUUGUGAUGGAUCAAUUUAUCUCCCUAUUGUAGCAAUGGGUUUUUUUUGAAACCGAUGGAUGUAUAUGUCACUAGAAGUAAAUACCAGACAAAUAUAGUUGUAUCCAUGCU